UCGCCUUCCCGGGUGUGGGUGACGGACACACUUUAGCUUUGGCGUUAGCUUCUUUGCGAAUACAUGUUAGCAUGGAGCUAACGCAGCUAGCAUGGGUUAGCACCUCUCUCGCUUUGUCAACUUUUGAGUAGUGAACGCACAUUUUUGGGGAAUUAUGACAACACACAUACGACCUUUUUUUUUGCCCAACGAUAAAAGAAAAGAGCCGUUUUUGGUUCCCCCAAAGCAGCUCCGGCCCCGGCCGCAGUCCGCGGUCUCGAGUUUGUAGACGCGGAGGCUCGACGGUGUGCAGCGGUCAGUGAGUCCCGGGGCCCCCCCCUGCCGCACGCAGCAGCAGCAGCAGCAGCAGCACCAGCACCAGCACCAUGGGAGACAGUCGAGAUUCACAGAGUCCGGACAGUUCGUCGGUGUCCUCCCCGCCAUCAGGCCAGCGCUCGCCACCUCUGGCGCCGUCAGCGGCGGCCUCUAUGACCUCCCUGCCUCCAAUCUCCAGCGCCGGGGUCAACAGCCCCAUCAGUAGCAUCGGUUCUCCUUUUUCGGUCAUCAGCUCCUCGCUGGGCUCUCCCUGCCUGCCGGGCACGCCAUCGGUCGGCUACGGUCCUAUUAGUAGUCCGCAAAUAAACUCCACAGUGUCCAUGUCAGGACUACACGCUGUGAGCAGCUCAGACGACGUCAAACCUCCGAUAGGCCUGAAGCUGUCGGGGCAGAGCCCGGGCCCGAUGCUUUCCCAGAAACGCCUUUGUUCCAUCUGCGGCGACCGAUCCUCCGGAAAGCACUAUGGCGUGUACAGCUGCGAGGGCUGCAAAGGCUUCUUUAAGCGGACGGUGCGCAAAGACCUGACCUACACCUGUCGGGACAGUAAGGACUGCAUGGUAGACAAGAGGCAGAGGAACCGCUGCCAAUACUGCCGCUACCAGAAGUGCCUGGCCAUGGGCAUGAAGAGAGAAGUGGCUAAGAUGAACGACAGAUCGGUUCAAGAGGAGCGUCAGAGGAACAAAGAGCGCGAGGGCGAGGUGGAGUCCACCAGCAUGGUCAACGAGGAGAUGCCAGUGGAGAAGAUUUUGGAGGCGGAGAUGGCCGUGGAGCAGAAGACGGAGCUACACGCCGACGGAAGCUCUGGAGGAAGCUCUCCCAACGACCCCGUCACGAACAUCUGCCAGGCUGCAGACAAGCAGCUCUUCACCUUGGUGGAGUGGGCCAAGAGGAUCCCCCACUUCUCGGAACUGCCCCUCGACGACCAGGUUAUCUUGCUUCGCGCAGGUUGGAAUGAGCUGCUGAUCGCCUCCUUCUCCCACCGCUCCAUCUCGGUCAAGGACGGGAUCUUAUUGGCCACCGGCCUCCACGUGCAUCGGAGCAGUGCUCACAGCGCCGGCGUCGGAGCCAUCUUUGACAGGGCGCACAAUGCUGAGGUUGGGGCCAUAUUUGACAGGGUUUUGACAGAGCUGGUGAGCAAGAUGAGAGACAUGCAGAUGGACAAGACUGAGCUGGGCUGCCUGCGCGCCAUCAUCCUCUUCAAUCCAGAUGCCAAGGGCUUGUCCAACCCCAGCGAGGUGGAGCUGCUGAGAGAACGGGUGUAUGCGUCUCUGGAAACUUACUGUAAGCAGAAGUACCCGGACCAGCAGGGCAGGUUUGCCAAGCUCCUCCUUCGGCUGCCGGCGCUGCGCUCCAUCGGCCUGAAGUGCCUGGAGCACCUGUUCUUCUUCAAGCUGAUAGGCGACACGCCCAUCGACACCUUCCUCAUGGAGAUGCUGGAGGCCCCUCACCAGCUCACCUAGGCGAGCCGGCCCGCCGGUCAGGAGGCCGCAUUGCACACCGGGAUUAGCCGCAUGCCGCCCGCAGUCGGUCUCGUCGAGCUUCACUUAAUUAAACUGCCGCACCUGCUGGGCUUCAAGUAGCCCUCACACUUGUACACACACAAACACACACAGUUCAGCCGCUGUAUUACACACACAGACACACACACACACACCUAACUUGCAGAGGCGACACGGUUUUAACUAUACGCUCAUAUCACCGUCUUUCUUGUACUCAGUGUUUCACCUCUUCUUACCCAUAUAAACGGUCGAAUAUGUGCAUACAUAUGCAUAUAUGUAUUUCGGAGUGUGUGUAUAUGCACAUGUGUGAGUGGUAAAGGUCUUAAACAUGAGUUAGCCUUCAUGUCAGAGCGCCUCUGUAUCUUAGAUCCGCUGGGUUCAUUGAUGGUUUUUAGCUUCCAAUCAGGUGCGUAGCAUUUCAAUCAACUCGCCGCCGUCACACCAGCGUGUCUCCUUAUCAACUUAAUCCUAAAAUGUAUUAUAAAUGCUUUGUAUUUCCAUUAUCAUGCUGAAACUUGUUUUUGGUUUCUAUCUUGAAGUACUGUACUCAUGAAAUGAGAGCUUUUUUCCAAGGCAUUGAAAUCCAGGAGGGUUUGGGAGCACUUUGAAUGACUAACGUUGUCCUUCCAUCCCUGAUGUCCGCACAGUGGGCUUUGUAAGACAAAACGAAUGACUUGAAUUUAUAUAUAUUUUUUUUGUUUCAUUUUGAUUUGAUCUUUUGUUUCUUCUCUACUCUGGCAGUCGGUUGGCAGUUUGACGAGCUUGAGGGAGUUGAGAGCUUCACGCCAAACGGGUCGGUUUCUCUUUUUAAUAGCCCGGACGUCGUCCUUCCCCCGGUGGUCAUUUUUGCACUUUUGUGAGUCGUACCUGUGUGAACGUUUCCUCCGAAUAGCCGCCGUCUCCGAGACAAGGUACUUCGUGUUGGCUUUCUCGCUCCUCCUCGCUGCCGCAUCUAGUCAGAGAUCAGUCGUGUGUGACGAUGUAAAUGUAACCCGAUUUCUGUUUAUUAGGCACGCCGAGCUCAAUGUGAUGGUGAGCAAUGACAAUGUCGUUUUGGGUUGCGGUGAAAUAAGCUCGGUGCACCUAAUUGCGACCAUAGAAUAGUGGCAUGAAAAGAAAGAGAUGAUUGGACCUUGUAAUAUUGCAAUAUUCUAUGCCCCCUCUUCCUCUCCCAAUUGAUGACAUUAGUAGUUGUGCAUAGACAUACGCAGCAAAGGACCAGAGUUUAGGAUGCGAAUGAGUUGUGCGCGACUGACUACCUGGCACUUUGACAACUUUUCUACAUUAGAUGUGUAAAUAUUAGGACUUGAAAAUCACAAACAUCCUGCUCGCCAGUAGUCAGGAUGUUUGUGACAUCCUGACUCCAACAAAGAUUAAAAAAAAUAUAUAUCCCCUCCCCCCUCCCCAUCUAAUUAAUGACUGUGUCCCAAACUGCAGUCUUUGCACCCGUGUUCUUAAUUGGCACUUGACUUUUACUGUGAUUUUUAACCAUGCGCAGCUCCAAACGUGAUUAGCAGUGUUCAGCAAUACUGCUCUGGCUUUCAUGAUCAUUAUCGUGAGCUUUUUUCUCGUCCAGAGGUUUGUGGGCAGCGGUGAGGCUCUAUGGACAGGGAAUAGGUGCUAAAUAUCUAACACAGUCUUGCACAUUCACACCAAUGCAAUCAAUGCACAGUAUGCAAGUAGACGGGCAGCGAAACAGUCAGUGGAAGCAGAUAAGUAUUAGAGAGUCCAAAUACAUCCUCUCAAAGAGGACUUUUGCAUUUGUGUGACUUGGCCCGCCGUUAGACGACCUGUAAGACAGGCGCUUCUUUUUCAAUGUUUGGCUUUUCUUCUUUGGCGAGCGAGUUGUGGGAAUGGAGGCAUUGAGUUUGCGUUUAGCGCAGGCAGGGGUGGGCAAACUACGGCAGCUCCGUUCUUUAAUCCGACCAACCGCGCAUUUGCGUUAUCAAGAGUACUGUUUCUUGUUAAUUUAAUAUUAAGUUUUUCACUGAAAUUGAUAAAUCAAAAUGUAUUUUUGUUUGUUGAUCUAAUUCUAUAAUUCAAAUUGUUUUGAACAAUUUCACGUAAAUUUUCAUAAUUUGCUUAAUUUGUUUGUAAAUUAUAAUGCAUUCAUUAUAAAUACAAUUAAAUGAACAUGAUUUAUUUUAUUAGUUGCAUGAAUUUAGCCGUCCUGUUGCAUAAAAUUAAUUGCUAAAAUAUUUUAAAAAUUCAGUUCAAAUAAUUGUUCUAUUGAAUUAAAUCAGCAUUUUUUAUUUUAUUAUUAAAGUGCAAUUUUAAAAACUUUUUAUUUAAAUGUUUUUUUUUUUGUUUUGUUUAACCUCAUUUACAAAUGACCUGCCCAUCUGUCUAAUUUAAUUGAGCACAAAAGGUUGCCCACCCCUGGUUUAGAGGAUGUUUUUUUAUUAACCAGCUCUUUUUAGAAGCGAACCCCAAAAAUGAGAUUUUUAACACGGCAAGACGUAUGCGAGCUGUCUCACCUUUUGCGUGAUUGACAGCUCACUGUGUUUACCCUCCAGAAGCUUCCUCGGCGGAGCGUUGAAGGCCGCUGCGGUCGGCCAUGUUGCUUCUGAUGGGGCCGUAAUGACCUUAAAUGCCAAUAUUUCACGUUGAUGAUGAUGACCGGACACAAAUAUGCAAUGUGAACUGUGCGGAAAAUAUUAAUUGAGCCACAGAGAGCUAGAGUGGGCUAACUCCACUUUUGUCGUUUUGCAGGAGAGUGAGUUGAGGUUUUAACAUGGAGUAUAUGUGGGGAAUUUAAAACGUAUGGCUUUUUUUUAGAUACUUGUUUUUACAGAAAUUGUGGUUUUCCUCAGAUUUUUUGCAUUUUGAUGAUAUGCUUACACUUUUGUCCACAACGCAACUGUCAUCUUCAAUUUCAUAGGUUGCAUCCUGGUCAGAAAGAAAACAAACUGGUCUAAGAAAAAUACAUUUUGUGAAAAAUUGGUCUAAAUCCAAGCAUCCGUCAAAUCUAUCAACAUUUCAUGAAAUGUGAUAAAUUACAUUCACAGAUAAGAACUUGCAGAUGCACUGGCAUCCAAGCUAAAGCACCAUUUACUUUGUGAGUCUUCUAUCAUUCUCACUUUCUGGGAUGCUGGUCCAGUGUUGCACUGAAUCAGCGAAAAGUGCUGAGUGGAAUAAUGGACUGUCCCCAUAUGUCAAAAUUGGAACUAAACCUUGAUUUAGACCAGUAUUCAUCUGAGAGAUAUGCCCCCUCUCUAAUCGUUUCUGCACUUAAAAAAAAAAAAAAAAAAAAAAAAGACGACAAUCAUGUUAGCCCACUGUAGUUCUCAGGGGCUCAGUUGUGGUAAUGGAGUGGGGUCUGUUACAUAAGUGCGUCCCAUCCCCGGAUCCACUGUGCGAGAUUGACUGCUUUAUUACUGCAACCCAGCCCUCCACCAUCAUCUUUUUUGGCCAUAGCUGCUUUUUCUCAAUGAAUUAAUGAAGCUUCCAAUCAAGCGUGAGCGGAUUAGGCUGUUCAUCUGCGCACUCGUGUGACAUUAUUGUCGUAAAACAAUGUGAAGCUUUCCAGGGCUCUGCGGAGAUAAGAGUCCUCCUCCCCCCCAUGUGUUUACUGUACUUGAUGACCACAAAUGCACGGGUUCUCAAACUUUUUGGGUUCAGAGGACGAUUUUUUCCAAGGCCCCCAAUGCCCCUGGCGCGAGAGGUGCAAAUUGUAUUUUCUCUUGAGGGAUUAUAAUCCGUAUACAGUGGUGUUUUGUGCUAUUGUCUUGUCUGGUGCUGUGGUGACAUCUUGUGUUUGAAAAAAGGUAAGUGUCCCGGUUCGGGCUCAGUGUGUCGACCUGUUUUGCCACAUCAGUUGCACAUAUACCGGAUUAAACAUAACUACCAUGUGUACCCCUAAAUGCCGUGGGAAUUAAUUAGUUGCUAUUUUCGAGGAAAAAAAUGUAAUGUUACAAUAGCAACUGCAUGUUUUUUAGAGGAAAACAAAGUUAUGUCAUGAGAAUAGUGGUACUUUUACCUUUUACUUUAAAAUAAAUAUGCAGCGAUGUCAAAUUUAUGUAGGUUUGCACUUUGAUACGACAUAAUGGUCUUGUCGAAAAGUAUUUGUCAAACCUCUAAAACCUAUGGUGCACGGACCCCAGUUUGAGAACCCCUGCAUAAUUGUCAUGGGUGAGCGUAUAUUUUGUUACGUUUGUAGAUGCUGUUUGAGACCAAGUGAGUUUUUUAUUAAAGAUGGAUGCCAUGUAUAUCAAGACAUUGGUAGAUGACGUAGCCCCCGCCCAAGUGAGGAGCGGGUCUUGUCGGUUUCUUUCUGAGCUGAUGAAGGGUCUCUCAUAGGAAUGGAGUGGCAGCUGGUGUGUGAGGGUCCGGUCAAAAGAAAGUACAGUGUCUGUAAAAAGUCUACACACCCUAUUUGAAAUGCCAGGUUUGAAUGACUGAAAAUGAGACCAAGAUAAAUCGUUUCAAAACUUUCUCCACUGUUAAUUUGAUUUAUAGAUAACCUCUGCAAUUCAUUGAAAAAAAUCAUAUACUUGAGGGGGUGGAAGUAAAAAUGAGCUGAGAUGUUUGCGCAUGUUUGUCUAUGCAAAAUUAUGAAAACCAGGUCACAUUCAUGGUGGAAAAUGUUUGGAAAUUAUUAACUUGGUCUCAUAUAUUUAUUUAUUUUUGAAUCACAAAAACCUGGCAUUCCAACAGGGAUGUGUACACUUUUUAUAUCCACUGUAUGACCGCAGCUAGUGGCCCAUCUUGGUGCUUAACCUGCAGAGCGUUGGUGCUUUCCCGCCCCCCCCACCCCCCCUCCUCCACUGCACGAUUUUGUGCAUUGGGCUUGGGUAACGCCGCCAGCGCAGGUGCGCUUUCUUUUCCCGAGAGGGUGAGCGUGGUCCACAUGUGCUCUGUUUUAGGAGGUCAAAGCUACAUGCUACUUUUGAAGGUCAACAAGAGGAGGAAACUAAAAAAAAAAUAAUAAUAAUUCCCCCUGUAGAGCAAGAAUCUUCCUUAAUUGUUUACUCUUAGCUAAAAUGAAAUUCACUGUUAUUUUCUGUCUCCCCUGUGCUUCCAGCCUUUUGUUUAUUACAAAGUAUUAAACAAAUGCAUCAACUUUCCAAUUCAAAUGAAACAUGUCCCUCCUUUUUCACGUUUCUUUUUUGUCCUGUUUGUAUCUUGCGCCAUCGUAAACGUGGAGCCCCGUGACUGUUGUGUGCUUUGGAGAUUUGAAAGAAGAAAAAUAUGAAAUAUUUUGUUUUUUUCCAGUCAUUAAUUCUGACUCUUGUUUCUGUUUGUUGUAUUAUGUCUGAGUAAAGCUUUUAAUACUGUACACAAA
Molecule: messenger RNA, 7098 nt
Organism: Phycodurus eques (leafy seadragon)
Lineage: Eukaryota; Metazoa; Chordata; Actinopteri; Syngnathiformes; Syngnathidae
Gene: rxrba
Product: retinoid x receptor, beta a
Exons: 13
Coding region: 366-1775 (469 amino acids)
Biological process (GO): positive regulation of transcription by RNA polymerase II; anatomical structure development; cell differentiation
Cellular component (GO): nucleus; RNA polymerase II transcription regulator complex
Molecular function (GO): nuclear steroid receptor activity; zinc ion binding; retinoic acid-responsive element binding
Source: RefSeq, a predicted model, not a curated record